Messenger RNA from Anopheles moucheti, 982 nucleotides. RefSeq lists its product as uncharacterized. The transcript has 4 exons. NCBI's taxonomy places the organism in Eukaryota, Metazoa, Arthropoda, Insecta, Diptera, Culicidae. The record is from RefSeq and is a predicted model, not a curated record. The coding region runs from base 61 to 597 and encodes 178 amino acids.
ACUGUUUACCAUUGCCCAGCACGACACUGUGAAAAGCCAAAAUUACAACACCGCUAAAUAAUGGAUACAUCGCGACGCAUCAAUGUUAGCAAAACGUUGGAAGAAGUGCGGAACCAAAACGCGCGAAACGAUAAGCUGUUGCAGGAUUUCGGUAUCGAUCCGUUUACAUUCGCCGAUUCAACGCAGGAAUUGCUCGAUCAAUUCGCGCAGAUACGGUUUCAAACCGGGCUUAGUAUCGCAGAGCCCCAGACGUCGUUUCUUGAGGAGUUUCUCUACCAGCGGGAAGCAAAACGGCUGGAAGCCAAAACACAAGCAAUUACGCUACGUUCGGACGUUGCUUCGCUACGGCGACAAUAUGACAUUGAGGCCAAGAAUGUAAACCGGUUAGAAACCUUUCUCGAAGAAGCGCAGAAGCUUGUGAAAUCAACAGAAGAGCUCGAAAAGAAAAAGGCAAAUCAGGAGAAGAAUCAAGAGGUCGUAAAGCGGAAGCUUGAAUCCCUUCCAAACGUUUCCGACGACAUCAAUUUGGAUGAAUUGAUCACAAACGUGCGUCUGCUGGAAGAGGAGAAUGCUGAAAGGCGGGAUGGCAAUAAGUGAAUACGCAAAUGCAGAAAAAGUGGAAUGGUACAUAAACAUGAGACGGCAGAAAAAAAUCGGGAAAUCACACACGAUCGGGGACCUACAUUAUGGGGAAAGGCAAUAAUAAACAUGCCGUCCUUUGCGGGGAUUUUUGCUAUUGCUGACAUGUUUUCUCCCAGCUGCCGUAUGAGUCAACUCGAUGGGGAUUGGUUGCCGAAUUAAAGUUAAAGUUAAAGAGAAGAGAUGGUAAGCCAUCAUAUGUAAACUGGCGCAUAGGAAGGAUCGUUCAAGCACAUACAGGGCAUGUAAAUGCGUUAAACACAAUUGCACCUACAAUAAAUACAAUAGUUCUCCAAUUUGAAAGAUAAAAAGUGAAAACCGUCGUCAGAUCUGUUGCACGUGA